Tyto alba (common barn owl) is the source of this 3954-nucleotide messenger RNA. It is a transcript of the gene FBXL20, whose product is annotated as F-box and leucine rich repeat protein 20. The record is from RefSeq and is a predicted model, not a curated record. Gene Ontology annotation, cellular component: SCF ubiquitin ligase complex. Lineage: Eukaryota; Metazoa; Chordata; Aves; Strigiformes; Tytonidae. The transcript has 15 exons. Gene Ontology annotation, molecular function: protein binding. Bases 184 to 1494 code for a protein of 436 amino acids. Gene Ontology annotation, biological process: SCF-dependent proteasomal ubiquitin-dependent protein catabolic process.
GUGCGGAGUGUUUUUGUUUUGGGUUGAAGUUGAGGCCGGAGGAGACGCGGCGGCGGCGGCGGGCGGAGGCCGCGGAGCCCCGGUACCCCCUGCCCUCCUCCCUCCGCCGGCCUUCCUCCCGCCCCCCCACCUCCUCCUCCUCCUCCUCCUCUUCCUCCUCCUUCCCCCCCCCCCGGCCUCGCCAUGCGCAGGGAGAUGAACGGGGUCACUAAGAGCCGCUUUGAGAUGUUCUCAAACAAUGAUGAAGCUGUGAUCAACAAAAAACUUCCAAAAGAGCUGCUGCUUCGAAUUUUCUCUUUCCUGGAUGUGGUCACUCUGUGUCGUUGCGCUCAAGUUUCCAGGGCAUGGAAUGUUCUGGCCCUGGAUGGCAGUAACUGGCAGCGAAUUGACCUGUUUGAUUUCCAGAGGGAUAUUGAGGGCCGAGUAGUUGAGAAUAUUUCUAAAAGAUGUGGGGGUUUCUUGCGGAAGUUAAGCCUGCGUGGCUGUCUAGGAGUGGGAGACAAUGCAUUAAGGACAUUUGCACAGAACUGCAGAAAUAUUGAAGUACUGAACCUAAAUGGCUGUACCAAGAUCACAGAUGCUACGUGUACCAGCCUCAGUAAGUUCUGCUCUAAACUCAGGCACCUUGAUCUGGCUUCCUGCACUUCCAUAACCAACCUGUCUCUGAAAGCACUGAGUGAGGGAUGCCCACUGCUGGAACAGCUGAACAUCUCCUGGUGCGACCAAGUGACUAAGGAUGGCAUCCAGGCUCUGGUGAGAGGCUGUGGUGGACUCAAAGCGCUGUUUCUGAAAGGCUGCACGCAGCUUGAGGAUGAAGCUCUGAAAUACAUUGGUGCACAUUGUCCCGAAUUGGUGACUUUAAACCUUCAAACAUGCUUACAAAUAACAGAUGAUGGUCUCAUUACAAUAUGCAGAGGAUGCCACAAGUUGCAAUCCUUGUGUGCUUCAGGCUGCUCUAACAUUACAGAUGCCAUCUUGAAUGCCCUGGGACAGAACUGCCCGCGGCUCAGAAUAUUAGAAGUUGCAAGGUGUUCUCAACUAACAGAUGUGGGCUUUACCACUCUAGCUAGGAACUGCCAUGAGCUUGAAAAAAUGGACCUGGAAGAGUGUGUCCAGAUAACAGACAGUACACUAAUUCAGCUUUCCAUACACUGUCCACGGCUUCAGGUUCUGAGUUUGUCCCACUGCGAGCUGAUCACGGACGAUGGGAUCCGUCACUUGGGAAACGGCGCCUGCGCACACGACCGCUUGGAGGUGAUCGAGCUGGACAACUGCCCUCUGAUCACGGACGCCUCCCUGGAGCACCUGAAAAGCUGCCACAGCUUGGAGAGGAUAGAACUGUACGACUGCCAGCAAAUCACGCGGGCAGGGAUCAAGAGACUCAGGACCCACUUACCCAACAUUAAAGUCCACGCCUACUUCGCGCCUGUGACUCCCCCUCCUUCGGUCGGAGGCAGCAGACAACGCUUCUGCAGAUGUUGCAUCAUCCUAUGACACUGGAAGUGGUCAUCCUUGCAAACUGAGUAUUUAAUUACACUUGUAGAAUUACGGUGGACACCAGUAUCUUCAAGGAAAGCGAUACCAGUGUCGUUUGCAAGGGCCAGCGAGCCGGGCUGCGGUGCCGGGCCCCUGGAGCCACCCACACACGUACAUACACACCCCCACCUGCUCCAGCAAACUGAUGAACUCUGCAGGCUGGGAGCUGGAGCUGUGUUGGCUUUUUUCUGUAGGUGGAUUGGUAUAAUUCUGAACCAUUCCUACUGGGCAUGCUCAGAUGAAAUCAUUGCGGUAAGGAGGGGAGGUUUUUGCGAACCCAGAGCGACUCUUGCUGCUGUUGAGGUUGGAACAGUAACUGAAACCCUUUGAAAUGGGGAGAGGGGGGAGAGGGAAGGAACAUGCUUUAACCCUGCAUCCAUUGUCCAGAAGGAAAAAAAAAAAAAAAAAACAAAAAAAAACACACAACAAAAAAACCCAACAAACCUGAAAAUCCCAACAAGUUUUGUGUCCGUUUUUCAGUGAGGGAAUGAAACAGCAGCCGUUGAGACACGAUUUACUUGUGCUUCUCUACUUCCCGUUCCCUGCUGACCACCCUGAGCAUGCUCACCUUGAAGGUUCAUCUGUUUCUUCUGUGUUCUGUAGCGCCCAGCUCAGAGGCUUCCUAGGUUGUUGUGGUAUAGCUUGAGAUCUGUAACGUCAGGCUCAAUUUUUUUUUACCCUCCCCACAUCCUGCUUUUUUUUUUACAGAUUUCUAAUUCAGUAAUUUUUUUUUUUUUUUUGAGAUUUACCAACCGAAAGUUAGGAAUCAAUUUAAAUUUUAAAAAGUACUUUUUACCAUUAGAAGCCUGAGCCUGUCAUGAUUUUUAAAUAGCAAGCGAGCUGCACUCCAGGCUAGGCUCCUGUGGGCCUCUUGGCCUGUUCCUGUCAGCGAUUGGGCAUCCGCAUUUGUUCUGCAUUUCAGGUUUUAUCCCCGUGGCAAGAAAAUAACUCUUGAUACAGGGAAAAAGUUACAGUCUCUGCUCCAGCGACUGUAAGUUCCCUAUUCCUCCUGUCCUGUCCCUUGGACCCUCCAUCCUGCCCCCAAGGAAAAGCAAAGUAGAAUCUGUUUGCUUGUUGCCCUGAUCAAGAAAUAAAGACUCACUAGUGGGAGCGGGAGGAGCAGCCGGCCUGGACGUGCGCCCUCGGUUCUUGCCCGGUGUUCGCACGCCGAGGCGCGAGCGCUGGGUGACCUCCCUGACUUUUGCAUCUCCCGCAGGUAAGUCUCUUGCCCUGGAGGAGGAGCCGUCCGGACGAAGAGGGGGGGGGUUUGCUGUGCGCCAGGCCUUUCCUGCUCUCGGGGUGUUCCGAGCAGCCCGUUUUGAGGCGUUUCAGGGCAAGAUUAGCCCGGGCACCUCCCGGUUCGGCGUCGCUGGCGGCUCCGGAGUGCCCGGUGUGAAGCACGGGAGCAGGAGGGCCCACGCCAGCGGGGUUUAACGGGGCAGGACCUGGUGGAACUCCCGAGGGGUCGGCGGCAGACGAGCGGUCGCGCUCCGCCGGCACCCCGGGACGGGGCUGGGGGGGGAGCCCCCUGUUUUCGGGUUGCUUCCCCCCUGGCUGAGAGGAGCGAGUCUGUAAUCCUCGGAGCUGGCAGCAGCUGAGGGGGUGGUGCUUCACCCCCGUGCUGAAGGGUGGGGGCAGAGCGGGGUGCGGCGGGGGGGAGCGGCUGCUUUGGGGGGUUCGCGCUGAGGACAGCGCGUCGGGUCCCCCCCUCUCUGAGCUCUCGGGGCAGGCAGAGGGGUCGCCUGGUACCACCGAAGCUCCGUCCCCUUCACCUACAGCCUCAAUUUCCCCAACCCAUCUGUAUAUGCUUAGCAAAGCCCGGCAGCUGCGCAGUCUGCUGGGAGGGAGCCCGGCCCGCUGGGUUUAAAAGGAUACUGUCAAUUCCUUUCCUGUAGAUCGCUUUUAAUCCGUUAUAUUUAUUCAAAUCCCCUUUAGCGCUGUGGAUUCUCUCUCUCCCUCCUCGUCGAGCGUGUUCCCAUACUUCAUUUGCAGAGCUCCCUUCUCGGAUUUUCAGGGUGGCAGAAGAUAAUGGUGCUUCCCGUGGUGACGGACUGAGCGGGCGGGUGCGCCCGGGGCAGCACCCGGCAAUCACAGGAUUUGCCCAACUCUGGGAAGAAACACUUUGUUUAGUUUAUACCGUGGCAGGGGAGAGCUGAAAUGGAUUUGCAAGCCAGGGCGUAUGGUUGGCUGACUGAUUUCUUUGUAACAGAGCAGAGUUUUUUCAAGGGAAAACUCCAGAAUACAGAACCCAAAGCUUUUUUUUUUUUUUUUUUUUUUUUUUUCUCUCCUCCAAACAGGGUGACAGCAUUAAGGUAGCUCAAACCUACUUGACAGUGUCCUUUUAAGUCAAUUAUCCGUCUUCAAAUGGACUCUUCCUUAUGUUUGUAUUUAUAAAUACCAAUAAACACCAUUUUCCAA